This is a messenger RNA of Lachancea fermentati, 1497 nucleotides long. Lineage: Eukaryota; Fungi; Ascomycota; Saccharomycetes; Saccharomycetales; Saccharomycetaceae. The record is from the annotation of a GenBank genome assembly.
AUGGAAGGAUUUCACGGAAACGGAGCGGAUUUCGGUUCGCACUUCACUGAGUUCAAUAUGGGGCAGGAAUUCGAGAGCAACGAGUCUGGAAACAGUUCGAGUGCGAAGCUGGAGCAUGGGAGAUUCGAAGGCGCGGAGCUGGCGUCGCAUUCGGACGAGGCGCGUCUGAAAGCGGAAGAUGGUGACAAGGCGUCAGGCGCGCAACCGAAGGACGGCAAGCCUCGGACCAAGCGAACGCGGGCCACGGGCGAAGCGCUUAAUAUUCUCAAACGCGAGUUCGACGAGAACCCCAAUCCCAAUGCUCAGAACCGCAAGCGGAUCUCCGAGCUCACAGGUCUCCCGGAGAAAAAUGUACGAAUCUGGUUUCAAAAUCGGCGUGCCAAACACAGAAAGACAGACCGUCAUAACUCCAGACCGUCGGCGGUCGACAUGGGCGGUUUCGGAAACCUAUCUCCUGCGGUUGAUUUUGACCGCAUCCCGCUGGAGGCCAACUCCAGUUAUUCUUUUGUCGAUGUGAGCUCGCUCACGGUUGGCAGUUGGAAAAGGCUCAAGAGUGGGAACCUGAAGGCAGAUGGACUCCACGUUGUUCAAGAUCUCUCCAAUCUGUCUCCCAUAUCUAUCAACGAAAUGAUGGCCAAUGCAACAGAUCUAAUGGUCCUCAUCUCCAAGAAAAACUUGGAAAUUAACUAUUUUUUCAGUGCCAUUGCUAAGAACACCAAGAUCCUCUUCAGAAUUUUCUUCCCCAUCUCCUCGGUGGUAGAUUGCUCUCUGAGCGUUGAGACCGAUUCGAUUCCAAGAGACACCGAAGACCAAGAUGACAGUGACAGUUACUCCAAGAACAGAAUGUGUGAAUUGAAGCUAAAUGUAUCAAAACCCCCUAAAUUCGCAGUUUACUUCUCUGAUGUGCUAGAUCAAUUUUCCUCCAACCAAUGGUCAAUAUGUGAGGAUUUCUCCGAGGGUAGACAAGUGAGCGACGCCUUUGUGGGCGGGUCCAAUAUCCCUCACAUACUCACCGGUUUGGAAGACUCUCUCAAACUCAUGAACUCCCUCAUUUUGGAUUUCAACAGUACAAACCAGAUGAUGCCUCCCCAACAAUCACAGCCCCAACAACAAGUUCAUAUGCCUGAUUCUCAACAACCACUAAUACUCCAUCCAGAACCUCAUGCCGUUGAAACACGGUCACAACCAUUCUUUGACGAAUUUAACAGACAAGAUGAACUUUACGGGUUGAAAGAAGAAAAUGAUUCACACCCAAAUAGUACCCACUUUGUGUCGCCUGGCACUGUCCAGUCCCAUUCUUUCCCACCUCAUAAUACUUCUUCUCACGGUAGUGAUCUUGUACCGUCCAGUUUCAACGAGCCAAGUAUUCCCAGAACUCCUGAAUUUUUGAAACAUUCAACAGAACUAAGUAACGAGGAUCAAAACGGUUUGAGCAGCCUAUUAAUAUUCGAUGAUCAAAGUAAUUCUGGAACCACCAAUGCCCAAAAUUAUUUUUGA